Colletotrichum abscissum is the source of this 1314-nucleotide messenger RNA. RefSeq names its product mannosyltransferase. Gene Ontology annotation, molecular function: GPI mannosyltransferase activity; alpha-1,6-mannosyltransferase activity. The transcript is spliced from 2 exons. The coding region runs from base 1 to 1314 and encodes 437 amino acids. Gene Ontology annotation, cellular component: mannosyltransferase complex; endoplasmic reticulum membrane. The record is from RefSeq and is a predicted model, not a curated record. NCBI's taxonomy places the organism in Eukaryota, Fungi, Ascomycota, Sordariomycetes, Glomerellales, Glomerellaceae. Gene Ontology annotation, biological process: GPI anchor biosynthetic process.
AUGUUCUCCCGCCAUGACUCUCAACCCCGUCAGACCUUGAUCACCGCUUUCGUUGCCUGGAAGGCCCUCCUACUGGCCAUCGCCCUCGGCAGCGCUGUGGCGCCAUCUUACGAUACUUCGACGACCUUGAUGCUCCAGCGCAAUGAGUCCGACGUCUCCCUCGUCACCCGCCUGACGCGCUGGGACGCUCUCUACUUCACUCAAUCCGCCAGACGCGGCUACGUGUUCGAACAGGAGUGGGCUUUCAACGCUGGUCUGCCACUCGUCGUCUCGGGCCUGAUCCGGGUCGCGCGCCUGCUUGGCUUCGAGGGCGAUGAAACCGGCGCGUCGGAAGCUGCCUUCAGCAUCGUGAUCGCUCACGUAGCUCACCUAUUCGCCGCUCUCAUGCUGUACGAGCUGACCGUCAAGCUCUUUACUCGACCUCGAUUGGCAUUCCUGUCCGCCUUGCUCCACAUCUUGUCUCCGGCUGGCCUAUUCCUUUCGGCACCCUACGCAGAGAGUCUUUGCGCCUUCUUCUCUUUCGCCGGCUACUACGUGCUCGCAUCGGCGUCGACCUCCACCAAGGGGUCGUUUCCAUGGGUCACAGCUCAGAUCUUGGCCGGCGUCAUCUUUGGUCUCGCGACGGCCUCUCGGUCAAACGGCCUCCUGAACGGCCUCCCCUUCGCCGUCGAGUGUCUAAUGAUCCUGCCCCCGCUGCUGGCCAGCCCUAUGAGCUUGAAAAAUAUUGCGGCUCUGUUUGGUUCUGUCACAGGCGGGCUCCUCGUGGCAACGGGGUCAGUUGUACCACAAGCGCUUGCUUGGCUGCGAUACUGUUCCGGUGCAUCCGAGGCGCGCGCAUGGUGUGAGCGGACCGUGCCCAGCAUCUAUUCCUUUGUACAGGAACAUUACUGGGACGUUGGCUUGUUCCGUUAUUGGACGCUAUCGAACGUUCCUCUGUUCGUUCUUGCCGCGCCGGUGCUGGGACUCCUCAUGGUGUCCGGGUGGGAAGUCAUCAACAGGCCUUCGGGGUUGGCGCGGAGUCCGACGGCGGAGAAGCAGCGACAAGGGCAGAGUGGCACGAAGUCGGUUUUAGUAGGUUCCAUGGCCGCUGCCCAACUUCUGCUUGCCGUCUUGGCGAUCACGACGUACCAUGUCCAGAUCAUCACUAGGAUCGCGUCUGGGUAUGCGGUGUGGUACUGGUGGGUUGCCGGUUGUCUGCUGGACCACGGCGCCAACGGCAAGAGACGGGACGUUGGCGGCAAAGUUGUCAUAUUUUCCGUAAUGUACGCCAUGAUUCAGGGUGUGUUGUUUGCGUCGUUUCUACCGCCUGCUUGA